Molecule: messenger RNA, 738 nt
Organism: Heterobasidion irregulare TC 32-1
Lineage: Eukaryota; Fungi; Basidiomycota; Agaricomycetes; Russulales; Bondarzewiaceae
Exons: 3
Biological process (GO): ubiquinone biosynthetic process
Cellular component (GO): mitochondrion; mitochondrial inner membrane
Source: RefSeq, a predicted model, not a curated record
CGGUCUGUGAGAACAGAACCUGCUUAUCCUGGGCAUGUACCCCUAAACUGGUUCGAGAAUGCCUUCCUAGCAGCAGGCUCCGCAUUCAUGGCUCUGAGCAGUCCUCGGCGAGGAGACAUGGUCGCAGCUCUGGGUGAGACAACUGCUGGCCCUGUGUUGCCAGUCUUGCAGGAGCGUAUGCUCGCAAGCGCAGAAGGCAGACGUAUACUCAGAGAGCGCCCACGCGUCAAUUCUAGUACAGUUGACAUGAACAAACUCGCCCAGCUUCCGGAGGGUACGUUUGGGCACACCUACGUGACCUGGCUCGAGCGGUGUGGCGUGACACCGGACACCCGCGAACCAGUACACUACAUCGACGACCCUGAACUCGCCUACGUGAUGCAACGCUACCGCGAAUGUCACGACUUCUACCACUCGCUGUGUUCCCUUCCCGUCUCUGUCGAAUACGAGAUUGCUCUCAAGUUCUUCGAAUUCGCCAAUCUUGGAUUUCCUAUGGCCGCGCUCUCCACUUUGGCCGCCGUCCGGCUCACGCCUGCCAAACGCGCACGUUUGUUCCAGGAAUACGUUCCCUGGGCUCUCAGAUGCGGUAGCUCGGCGAAAAGCCUGAUCACGGUGUACUGGGAGGAGAGGUGGUCUCAGGAUGUUGAAGAGCUCAAGAAGGAGCUUGGUGUGUGGGAUCCGCCAGUGGCGAAAUGGAGGAAACCGUUGAAAGAGGCCAGAGAGGCAGCAGAGCAGAGG